GAAGGGUUAUCACCAUUUCUUCAGUCAACAUCACCUUCCAUUCAUGCACCUUACAUGAUCCAUCUCUUAAAGUUUACCCAAAUCACGUUGAGUCAAUUUUUGUUUCACUACUAGGCCCUCUUCAAGCAUGGCUGAAGUCAAGGGCCAAGAACACUCUGGAUCUGGCAAUCUUGCCAUUUUGACCAAAGUCGAUAAGCUACGAGAGCUUAUCGGAAAUCGAAUUGCUUUGCCCCAGCUUGUUGUUGUCGGGGACCAAUCCUCGGGAAAGAGCUCCGUUCUAGAGAAUCUGACUGGAUUCGCGUUUCCCCGUGCUGCAGAGCUUUGUACGCGAUAUGCUACCCAGAUCACUUGUCGUCGCGAGCAGAUUGAGGCCAUCACGGUAUCUAUCAUACCUAAUCAAGAUGCUUCGCCUGACGCGCAGGCUCAUGUCAAAAAGUUCCAUCGCACAUUGAUGGGGCUCGACCAGACCACCCUGGCCCAGGUCUUUAAGGACGCAAAUGAAGCAAUGGGUAUCCGCCCUAGUGGGAAUGACGUUACCUCCGACAAAGCAUCACUUCCAGCUUUUAGCAAGCAUACCCUCAGAAUUGAGAAAUUUGGUCCCAACGAAGAGCAUUUCACAGUUAUUGAUGUGCCUGGUAUAUUUCGUAACGAGACUGAAGGCCUGACCGUUGAGAGCGAUAUCAUCCUUGUUAGGGAUAUGGUCAAGAACUAUAUGAAAGAUCCACGAACGAUUAUUCUAGCAAUUAUGCCCAGCAAUGUCGAUCCUGCUACACAAGAGAUCUUGAAACUAGCAAAGCAGGUGGACCAAACUAUGUCGAGAACCAUGGCCGUCCUUACAAAGCCAGACCUUGCCAUCGAACCUACAACCCAGCAGAUCGCGAUCGACCACGUUAUGGGCAAGAGAAACGAUCUCAUUUUAGGAUACUAUAUCGUGAAGAACAGAGGACCUGAUCAUGCUGACAUGACUCUCGAGGAGGGUCAAAUGGACGAGUGCGAAUUCUUUGCUAAAGCCCCGUGGUCAGCUUUAAAGCACACAGAUAGAGCGGGCAUAGAUUGUCUCAAGCGACGAGUCCGGGAGCUUCUUAUUGACCUAAUCAAGAAGGAAUUCCCCCAAGUCAAGCUCGAGGUCAUUAAGGAGCUGAACUUGCUCAAGUCUCAACGGGACGCAAUGGGUCCUUCAAGAGAUGGCCCGGACACGCAAAGGGAAUAUCUGAACAAGAUCAGCGAGACGUUCCAGUCAUUAGUGCGAGAUGCCCUCGGAGCAUCUUACGCCCGUCACAAAAUGUUCUCCAAUCAUACUUUGCGCUUGAUGACUCGUAUCGUAGAGGCAAACGAAAGUUAUUCGGACAAAAUGGCCCGAACUGGCCAUACGCGUCAAUUUCAGAGCAUGGGAAAGGAUAAACACUCGAAGUCGAAAUUUGACGAAGACAUUGAGGUUCUCCCUGAUCUCUACCCCGGACUUCGCGAGAUCUUUGACCCCGUCAUAACUCCUGUGCCGAAGUCCGACAUGGAUACAGACAUCCUGGAUUACAUUGAAGGCGUUUAUACGUCAAGCCGAGGACAAGAGCUGGGAACAUUUUCGGGAUCUCUCCUUGGAACCAUGUUUCAAGAGCAGUCAAAGAAAUGGGAGCCGAUAACUGUUCAGCAUAUCACUUUGAUCAUCUGGCACGUGCAUCAUUUCAUUCACGAGGCACUUCGGGAGAGCUGCCCAGACUCGAAGGUUUUCGAUGAGCUCUGGAAUACAUAUCUCCUUGACGAGCUCCACAGCUCAUACUGUGCAGUCCUUGAGCGAGCCAAGCUUCUGCUUAAAAUUGAGCGUGAUUGCUGUCCAAUCACUUAUAACCACUACUUCAAUGACAAUCUGCAGAAAGAACAGAGCAAAAGAUUAGUAUGCGCAGUGGAGAAAUUGGGAGUCGACGAGUUUACCCUUGACGAAGCUCAUGAAGAUGAAGAAGUACUGAAAAUCCCAAAGUCAUCGCUCCAACAGUUGGCUGUAAACAAGUCGAACUCAGAGCAUGUUCGCGAGUAUAUGCACGACGUCCUAUACAGUUACUACAAAGUCUCGCGGAAGCGCUUCGUAGACGUGGUCUGCCAACAAGCAGUAAACUACUACCUUCUUGCGGCUGAGCAUAGCCCGCUGAAGAUAUUCAAUAUGCAAAUGGUGCUUCGCCUCAACGAAGACCAGCUUGACACCAUUGCGGGUGAGGACCUCCACAUCAGGCAGCGUCGAGAGAAGCUCACUCGUGAUAUUGCCAAUUUUGAGGCUGCGCUCAAAACUCUCAAGGGCUCGGAAUAGUGGGAAAAGCUGAGCUCAAUAGGCUGCGAGUGACAUGCGGCGAGUAACGUUUUUUUAAGGGGGUUCCUUCUUUAAUGUUAAGAUGGUUUCAUUUUCAGAACUAGAGAAGGUGGUCAGCACUUUUGCGAUUCUGAUAAGGAUGACGAUGAGCUAAUAGAGCUCCAUUCUCAUGGUGUCUGUCGCUAUUCGCAAAGAUUAAUGGUAGAUGUGAGUGUGUUCAAUCAAGGGCAAAGUCUAGGUAGCCAUGUAGCGAUGACUUAAGCGUGACGGAUUCAGACGGUAGCUUACAG
This is a messenger RNA of Xylaria bambusicola, 2586 nucleotides long. Its product is annotated as P-loop containing nucleoside triphosphate hydrolase protein. Gene Ontology annotation, cellular component: cytoplasm; membrane; microtubule. The transcript has 9 exons. Bases 128 to 2296 code for a protein of 722 amino acids. The record is from RefSeq and is a predicted model, not a curated record. Gene Ontology annotation, molecular function: GTPase activity; microtubule binding; GTP binding. NCBI's taxonomy places the organism in Eukaryota, Fungi, Ascomycota, Sordariomycetes, Xylariales, Xylariaceae.